AUGUCUUGGGCAAGGGGUGCCGUCAGCUCCUCCCGCCUUCCGGCACAGCAAUUCCUUCGCUUCGCGCAAACCAAGCCUGCUCAGGCUCGCAUAGUUCGACCAUGGCAAGCUGCUCGCGCGCUGCACCGCCAGAGCUCGCGCAAGGCUCAACCGCAGGCUUCUGUUAAGCCUGACCCCGAGACCUCGGAUGCGACAAACCCGGCCUUGGCUUUCCCUUGCCUCGACGCCGUAGAAACGAGAUCUGCGUCGCUGCAGAAGCGCUCGCUGCUUGGUCCUGAGCCCACCUAUACGACGGGCCACCACUUGAACUACCGGUCCCAGGAGCCUAUGUUGUGCGAUUGGGGUGGAAUCCUUCCGGAGGUUAACAUUGCGUAUGAGGCAUGGGGAAACUUGAAUUCGGAGAAAAGCAAUGCUAUUCUCUUGCAUACGGGGCUUUCGGCUUCUAGUCAUGCUAAAAGCACGGAAGCCAACCCCAAGCCAGGUUGGUGGGAGAAAUUUAUUGGCCCGGGAAAACCAUUGGAUACGAACAAAUACUUCAUCAUCUGCACCAAUGUCGUCGGAAGUUGUUUUGGUUCAACCGGCCCUUCCUCAGUCGACCCCAGGAAUGGCCAGCGAUACGCCACUACGUUCCCUAUUCUGACGAUGGAAGACAUGGAACGCGCUCAGUUCAGAUUGCUUGACCAUUUGGGCAUUGAGAAGUUGUACGCAAGUGUAGGGUCCAGCAUGGGCGGUAUGCUGAGUCUGGCAGCUGGAGUGCUUUUCCCAGAGCGCGUCAGCCGCAUUGUAACCAUCAGCGGUUGUGCGCGCAGCCAUCCAUACAGCAUUGCAAUGCGCCACACGCAAAGACAAGUUUUGAUGAAUGACCCGAACUGGCAGCGUGGACACUACUAUGACGGAAUACCGCCCCAUGCUGGCAUGAAAAUGGCUCGCCAAAUUGCGACAGUCACAUACCGCAGUGGACCUGAGUGGGAGCAGCGCUUCGGUAGGAGACGGGCUGAUCCGUCCAGGCCACCGGCUCUUUGCCCUGACUUCCUCAUUGAGACAUAUUUGGACCAUGCUGGCGAAAAGUGGUGUCUGGAGUACGAUGCCAAUAGUUUGCUUUACGUCUCGAAGGCCAUGGACUUGUUCGAUCUCGGCUUGGAACACCGCACGAGAAUUAACAGUGUCAGGGCACAGAACCAGGGCAAGCUUGCAGCUUUCAAGGCUGGCGACAAGGAUGCCCAAAACACGACGAGUGCCGACGCAUGCAACUUGACGCUCCCAGAACAGCCGUAUGAAGAACAAGACCAAUCCAGCAACACGGUGGCAUCUCCGACGAAUAGCCUUUCCUCAUCCAACUCACAAGAACCCCCCGCGGACCUCGUGGCAGGCAUGAAGCAAUUGUCACAAACCCCUACUCUGGUGCUCGGUGUAGCGAGCGAUAUCCUGUUCCCGGCUUGGCAACAACGGGAGAUCGCAGACACUCUGCGCCGGACGGGCAACAGGAAUGUCACACACGUUGAGUUGGGAGAGGAAAAGAGCAUGUUCGGUCACGAUACGUUCCUUCUCGAUCUGGAACAUGUGGGAGGAGCCGUAAAAGACUUUUUGGGUUGA
Molecule: messenger RNA, 1593 nt
Organism: Aplosporella prunicola CBS 121167
Lineage: Eukaryota; Fungi; Ascomycota; Dothideomycetes; Botryosphaeriales; Aplosporellaceae
Exons: 2
Coding region: 1-1593 (530 amino acids)
Biological process (GO): L-homoserine metabolic process
Molecular function (GO): homoserine O-acetyltransferase activity; L-serine O-acetyltransferase activity
Source: RefSeq, a predicted model, not a curated record